Messenger RNA from Miscanthus lutarioriparius, 390 nucleotides. The record is from the annotation of a GenBank genome assembly. Lineage: Eukaryota; Viridiplantae; Streptophyta; Magnoliopsida; Poales; Poaceae.
AUGAACCCGAGAGGCUACCGUAGCAACAGAACUUCUCUCUUCGAUGGCAUUGAGGAGGGUGGAAUCAGAGCAACAUCCUAUUCUUCCCAUGAGAUAGAUGAGCAAGAAAAUGAUCGAGCUAUUGAUGGACUGCAGGAUCGUGUCAGCAUUCUCAAGCGGUUGUCAGGAGAUAUCCAUGAAGAGGUGGAGACUCAUAACAGAAUGCUAGACCGAAUGGGGAAUGAUAUGGAUUCAUCAAGGGGUUUUCUCUCUGGAACCGUGGACAAAUUCAAGAUGGUAGAAGCAUCCGUUGUGAAAGCUCUGUGGGCUGGCGUGCUCAAGAACAUGCUGGAAAUGGAUGUGCUGAUCUGCAUACUGUGUCGUAUAUACCUUGAAAACUCACUUUUCUGA